UUCUCAAGAUUUGAUUUUUCACCAAUGCAUGCCACAAAAUCACAAAUUUCUUUCCACCCUUUUAAAUUUCCUGUCUCAAUCUCAUGCUGCUUCUCUCACAUUGCUCGGAAUUUUCGUUUCCUUUGGAUGACCGAGAUCUAGGGUUUCUCGUGUUGUUCCUCUCACAUUGUUCCCUUUCUCGGUACUCGUAGAAGAAGAACCCGACGUUUUCGUGCCUCAUUGAUUUUUUUUCCUUCAUGGGUUUCAUCUAAAGCUUCGAAAUUUGUAGCUUUCAGCUUCUGGGUGGCCAUGCUCAAGCAAUUCCUCAGUAAACUGCCUCGUAAGGCAUCGAAACCCGACCCGGACGAGUCAAGCCGAGGCGACUCGUCGCGCUCGAGCUCCUCCCGGGAUGAAUCGCCGCGCGCCGCCGGGAGAAAUCACAGGUCUCACGGCAGUGUCGGUGGCAGUUCCAACGCUGCGAAACGAACUUCCUCGUCGGCGGUUUUCCCGGCAAGCACGGUGUCGGUGAUUGAACCGUUGGUGCCGUUUAAGGAUGUUCCAAACUCGGAGAAGAUGAACCUGUUCGUGAGCAAGUUGAGCCUUUGUUGCGUGACGUUCGAUUUCACGGACCCUGGUAAGAACACGGUGGAGAAAGAGGUGAAAAGAAGAACCUUGGUUGAAGUGGUUGAUUUUGUGGCUUCUUGUGGAUCUAUGAGGUUUGGUGAACCUGCUAUUCUUGCUAUGUGUAGAAUGUGUGCUAUUAAUCUCUUUAGAGUUUUCCCGCCAAAUUACAGGUCUAACCGUGGCGGUGAGAAUGAUGAUGAUGAGCCAGCGUUUGACCCUGCUUGGCCCCACUUGCAACUUGUCUAUGAAUUGUUUCUUAAGUUUAUCACUUCUUCGUGCCUUGAUGCUAAGGUUGCAAAGAAGUAUAUUGACCAUUCGUUUAUUUCAAGGUUGUUGGAGUUGUUUGAUUCGGAGGAUCCUAGGGAAAGGGACUGUUUGAAGACAAUUAUGCAUAGGGUUUAUGGGAAGUUCAUGGUGCAUAGACCCUAUAUAAGAAAAUCUAUUAACAACUUGUUUUAUAGGUUUGUGUUUGAGACCGAGAAACACAAUGGUAUUGCUGAGUUGUUGGAGAUUUUUGGGAGCAUAAUAAGUGGAUUUGCUUUGCCUUUGAAAGAGGAACACAAAAUCUUCUUGUGGAGAGUUUUGGUCCCCUUGCACAAGCCUAAGUCUAUGGGGGUCUAUUUCCAGCAAUUGUCGUACUGUGUUACGCAGUUUAUAGAGAAGGAGCCCAAGUUGGCGAGCAUCGUUAUAAGGGGUUUGUUGAAGUAUUGGCCAAUAACAAAUUGUCAGAAAGAGGUGAUGUUCCUGGGUGAACUGGAAGAAAUUUUGGAAACAAUCAACAUGGUUGAGUUCCAGAGGGUCAUGGUCCCCUUAUUUUGGCGAGUAGGAUGCUGCAUUAACAGUUUACACUUUCAGGUAGCUGAAAGGGCUCUUUUCUUGUGGAACAAUGACCAUAUUGUCAACUUGAUUGCUCACAACCGUCAGGUGAUCCUGCCCAUCGUUUUUCCAGCUUUAGAGAAGAAUUCUCAAGGCCACUGGAACCAGGCAGUGCUCAACUUAACUCAUAAUGUUAGAAAGAUGUUCGUGGAGAUGGACGAGAAGCUGUUCCUAACGUGUCAUUCGCAGUUUAUAGACGAAGAAGCCAUGCUAAACGCAGCAGCUGAGAAGCGAAAGGAAGCCUGGAAACAACUAGAGCAUGCAGCCAGUCUUCAGCCGGUGAUUGGAAAUACCCCAGUUUUAGUGUCUCCAAUAUGAUAACAUGUAAUGUAUGUAUGUAUCUAUGUAUGUCAGACCCUCAAUCCUUAUCUCUUUUUCCUCCUUUUAUGGUGGAAAACCACAAGAAAUGUGGUAAAUGGCUGUUACUAAGGGUAGCUUUUUCUUUUUGGAUCACACAUGCUGAUGAUGCUUAUGGCAGCCAGAUGCUGUAACUUGUAACAUGCUUUUGAUUGUAACUGUAUGGUAGCAACGUGCCUCCUUCUGAUAAGUAAUGAGAAGGACCAUGCAGCGGAUCAAACCCUUUUCUGUGUAAGCUUGUUUUCCAAAAUCUGCUGUGUGCACUUCACUAUUUCUGUCCUUGCCCUUAUGACAAUUGAGCUUGGAUAACCAGGAAUGGUUUGCUAUACAGGCAUUGCAGAUUAUGGUAUUAACUAAUUAAUGAAUUAUAUACACGAC
Molecule: messenger RNA, 2214 nt
Organism: Abrus precatorius (Indian licorice)
Lineage: Eukaryota; Viridiplantae; Streptophyta; Magnoliopsida; Fabales; Fabaceae
Product: serine/threonine protein phosphatase 2A 57 kDa regulatory subunit B' kappa isoform-like
Exons: 2
Coding region: 289-1797 (502 amino acids)
Biological process (GO): signal transduction
Cellular component (GO): protein phosphatase type 2A complex
Molecular function (GO): protein phosphatase regulator activity
Source: RefSeq, a predicted model, not a curated record